CUUCAUUCUGACACUUUGCACUGGUGGCAAAUUGUGCAUCACUUGCCUCUAUUUCUCUUACACACCUGAAUCUUCAGUUUCAUAUUCCAAAUCACCUCAAUCAGCAUGUUCCUUACAACGUCCUGGUCUUUUACCUUGUUUUUCUCUCCGAUGCUAUCCAGCAAUGCAUAUUCCAUUCCAAUCCAAAGACAGCAAAGCCGAAGUACACUUAUUCAUCCUAGUGCAAAGCACAGUGUCCAUUUAUUCCAUGCAGGAAAGCCUGAAGGUGGUGAUUUUCACCGCAGUCCAGUACAUGCUGGAUAUAUGACAGAUAGCAUCUAUGCUGCUGCGCAAUUUGUAUGCCAUGCACCAGAUCAGGAUGACGGAUCCACGCAGACAAGUGCUUAUGUUGUUGAGUUCUCUUGGGAUGGGGAUGAACAUGUACAGGAAUUCACAGCAAAGGAUAAUUCUUGGAUCGAGUUCCAAAUGUACAACAUUGAUACAACUGGGACUGACACUAAGCCAGCCUCAUACGAUAGUAUUAUGGCCAAAACAAUGGUGACUGGCCCCAUGGAUCUCUCAACAGUGCUUGAUGAUUCUAUAGAUGAUCACCUCACUGAGAGUUUCUGGCAGUAUGCCAUUCUCGCACAUCAAGAUCCUCAGAAGAAAUACACUUAUUCUGACAAGCUCAAGCCAUUGACGGUUCAUGAAGUGUACUGUGACCAUGUACCAAUAGGGAAUGCACUUACAGAUAAGAUGUAUGCUAUGGGGCAGCAAGCAGAUUCUGAUUUUGAGGCAACUGUUAGGAUGCUUACAACCAAGACAAAGAAGUAGCCAGAGCAGUAGGCAGCAGGUUCAUGGAGUAGCAAAGUCUAGUAAUUUGUGGACAUGAUGCAAUUAGAUCCAAUAUUGUAUUUGAUAU
Lentinula edodes (shiitake mushroom) is the source of this 901-nucleotide messenger RNA. RefSeq lists its product as uncharacterized. The transcript is spliced from 9 exons. The coding region runs from base 106 to 813 and encodes 235 amino acids. The record is from RefSeq and is a predicted model, not a curated record. Lineage: Eukaryota; Fungi; Basidiomycota; Agaricomycetes; Agaricales; Omphalotaceae.